Molecule: messenger RNA, 1293 nt
Organism: Eimeria maxima
Lineage: Eukaryota; Apicomplexa; Conoidasida; Eucoccidiorida; Eimeriidae
Exons: 3
Coding region: 1-1293 (430 amino acids)
Source: RefSeq, a predicted model, not a curated record
AUGCUACAACACUCCGCCUCAGCCGUCUACCUGCCUCGGCGCCCGCGGGACUCAUCCUUGGGGCCGCGCACCUUCUCCACUACGAGCAUCGGUGGCAGCCCGAGCAGCAAGACCGUCCAUGGGGUACCUUUGCAGACUUCCUUGACGUCUUCGACUUCAACGCGUCUGGGUCUGUCGGAUGAGGAGACGUGCAGUAGGAGCGACGCUAGUUCCUGCCGCACUGCCCUCAUGCACCGCGCCAGCAGCUUCUUGGCUAGCCGCCGGGGUUCAUCGGAGGCAUUCGAAGACGCGUUAGAGUCUCUCGACCCUCCUCACCCCUCUGACGAACUCAACAAUGACUACUCUUCCUACGCGUUUGCUCUCAAGGCUCCCCCUUCAGACGCUGCCAGGAGCCAGGCGGGGUCGCCUCCCCGCGCCUCUGUGCAGAAAGUCCGUGCAGAAGCUCUUAAGCAACAAGCAGCAUCCCCAAGCAGAGAUGUACGCAGGACACUUAUAUGCUACAAAACGUCAUCCAUGCCCAGCAGCAGUGGCAGAAGCAGCGGGAACAACAGAGAGGAGGAAGCUGUAGAGGAAGCCAGAGAAAAAGUUGGCGAGAGUCUUGUCAGCACGAUCACACCUCAACCUAACACACAGGGCGGCGCAUCACAGCAAUCGAAAAAGGAUAAGGGGAAAGCAAAGCAGAAGGAGCGAUCCGCAGCAGCUGCAACAGUGGCGGAAACUGUAACUUCAAGCCGUUGCUUUGCGGAGGGCCACUCAGCUGCUUCUGAACGUGAUACAGGCUUUUCUGCCUUUUCUAGAUCCCCCAAGAGCUCCUCAGCACCAACUGCCCAUCGGAAAGAUGUUGGUGGGGCUCACGCUACUCGAGCAGCUUCUCAAGAGGCACGGAGAGUAGAGGUCCCUAGACGAGCCAUUGGCAGGUACUCUUCAGUGCCGGCGUUUUCAGCAGCAGAUCGUGUCAGGAUUGACCGUUUCAAGGAGGGUCUGCCAGAGUGCCUCAGCACGCAGGAGGCAAUAAAAAAGCAACGGAAGGCCACCGAGGAGGAGCGCAUGCGCAGACGUGAGGUGGGGCUUCCCGCUGCCUUCGGAGCGUCUGCUCUUGACUGCAGCACCGAUUUGGGGGAGCCAGUGGACUGGCGGUCGCUGUUAGACGCCGCCGGCCUCGGAGACGUGAGAGAGGAUGAAAUAACGCUUGAGGCAGAAGAGCUGCAUGCGAAGCUACAGGAGUUUGCGCCAAGAUCGGGGCCGGGCUGGUGCCUAGCCUUACUGGGUUGCUUAUGGCAGUGGCGGAUGUAA